AUGGCUUCCAACAGUACGCGGUGGGGCAUAAUGGGCGCUAGUCGAAUUGCUCACGAUUUCAUGGUGGCAUUAAAAACAUUACCAGAAAUCGAACACACAGUAGUUGCAGUAUCCUCUCGUUCCCUAGAGAGAGCAACUGAAUUUGCAGUGAGACAUAAAAUCGCAAAAGCAUACGGUUCUUACAAGGAACUCGCGGAAGACGAAGAUGUGGAGGUUGUUUAUGUCGGUACUAUCCAUCCAGAGCAUGCACUGCUUUGUAAACUGGCACUUAGUCACGGAAAGCAUGUCCUUUGUGAAAAACCCAUUACCCUGAAUCUUAAGAACACCAAGGAAUUGUUUGAUCUGGCGAAGGUGAAAGGACUUUUCAUUAUGGAGGUGAGUCACAGGAGGAUUGGGGUGACGCGGUCAGGGAUGGGGAAUGUCUUUUUCCCUCCGACAGCUAUCGAAAAUUGUGAAAAAAUUAUAUAUUUCUGAUAAAAUUAUUUACAGCUAGAAGUAUGAGUCAGUUUCGCUGAUGAUCAUCCAACAUCAGGGUUUUCUAAUCAAAUGUUUUCUCUAAAAAUGACUAUUUAAAUUUCACGUGGUUUAAUUCAAAUGAAUCAGCAAGAUCAUUAGUUGUUUACUGAUCGGGGAUCAAGGGAUUGCAAGCUUGGACGCUCCACUAAAAGCCAAAAGCCUUCUUUGGUUAUUAAUUAUGACAACUGUGAUGGUACCCCUGUGAUGCCUAUUAUAACCCACAAAAAAUUUAUUUUUCCAGGCACUAUGGACAAGAUUUUUUCCACUUUAUGCGGAAGUUAAGAACCUGGUAGACUCAAACAUUCUCGGAGAGAUUCGAGUUGCUAUGGUUUCUUUUGGAAUAAGCGCAGAUCAUGUAGAACGCUUACAAGACCCUGCCAUGGGUGGAGGUGCACUUCUGGACGUAGGAAUAUAUUGUUUGAAUAUUGUUGAUAUGAUAUUUGGUGGUCAAGAACCUACAAGUAUAUCUGCCAUGGGUCAGAAAACACCAGCUGGUGUAGAUUCGACGGUAACAAUAACAAUGCUUUAUGCAGAAAACAGAACAGCUUCAUUAACCAUAAGCAUGGGUAAGUACUGUCAGCCAAAAACAUAGGGCUGAGUUGUUCAAAGCUGGGUUAAGAUAACCCCAGGGUUAUUGUGAAGUUUUUUUUCAGAUCUAAAAAGCCUUAAAAGGAAAUUUAGUAGGAUUCUUUUCGUUUACAAUCUGAUAAUUGGAUGCCCCACAAAGAAUACUUAGGUAAAAUUAUCCCAAAUAGGCUUUUGAACAAAGGAAAAAAGAAACCCAUAUUAUAUUUUAUCCAUGGGUUAGCGCUAAUCAGCCUUCAAACAACUGAGCCCAGUCAAAAAAGAUCACAUAUAUGCAGCUAUCUUGUUCCUGGAUAGUCUGAGAGAAAGUCCGAAAUUGAUUAUGUAAUGAAAUCAAAUGAAAAGUUAUAACUUUGGCACAAAAUCCAUGUUUCCCUUUUUUACUCACUAACAUCAGUAUGCCAGUAGGACCUGAUAAAGAGAAUUUGUUAAACAAUCAAGGGUCUCUUAAGAUGGUGGUCAUUUCCUUUAAUCUUGUGACCUUAAUAUUUGAUUAAGUGGUUAUAUUGUAAGAAGACAUUAGAUGCUAGUCAUUCUUAGGAGUAAAAACAUCAGGGAAAGCAAAAGUUGUGAAUUCAUCCUGGGGUAUGUUUAAACUGUUUGGAUUGUCUAUAGCAGUCAAUGGAUAACAGACGACUGGCAUUCAGUUGAUCGUAGCAUAUUUGUUUAUGUGAUUUUCAGCUGCUCAGCUUCCAAAUGAAGCUGUAUUUGCAGGAUCACAGGGAUCACUUACAAUUCAUUCACCAUUCCAUUGUGCAACCAAAUUUACAUCACCAGCUGGAACAAAAGAAUACCCUCUACCAAAGCCCAGUAUGCCUUUGAACUUCGUGAAUUCUACAGGAAUGAGGUGAGCUGAGUAAGCCCUGUCACUAUAAAGAGUUUCUUAACCCUUAGGUCCCACUAGUGACCAAUACAGAAAUUCUCCUUACAAUAUCAAUACAAUAUCAUGCAGGUAGGUGAUGAGAAAAAGAAAAAUAUUAAUGAUGGGAUUAUUAGUUGAUCUAAUACCAAAUUCUCUAAACUAACAUCAUAAGAAUUGUGUGGCAGACAGUAAGGAGAAUUACUAAUGAGAUCUUGGGAGUGAGAGGGUUAAGGUGAUGUAUCAAGUAUCAGCCCUUCAUCUUUCACUCCGAUGAAGGGCUUACACUCUAAACAUCAGCUUCUUUAGAAAUUUACCUGCUAUCCUCUUGGGAACAACAUUCUCACUUUCAAAGACAAGAGACAGGUGAUAUUGAUUAAUUACCCAAUUACCAUACAGGUGGAAAAGUUGUAGUUUUCAAAGAUCUAGAUUAUAAAAUGAUUUCUGCUAGCUGGAACUGUAUUUUAUUUUGUGUAAAGAGUACGGUAGUGUACUCAGACCAAAGGGAAAAACAUAUUAAGCUAGUUCACCCUUCAACCCCCAUAAGUGACAGACAGAAUAUCUCCUUACAAUAUCAACAAGAUAAGUAAUGAGAAUAAAAAAAAUAUCAAUUUGGGAAUAAGUUGAUCCAAUACUAAAUUCUCCGAACUAACAUCAUAAGAAAUGUAUGGUUGACAGUAAAGAGAAUAACAGAUUUGAUCUGGGAGUUAAAGGGUUAAAAUCAAUUUGACCUGAAAUUAUCUAUAAACCACGACAAAGAUAUAUAAGUCAGAAGUGUCAACAUGAACAGCACACUUGAAGUACAACUACUGUCUUUUCUACUUCUUCUUGCACUUCUAGAUAUGAAAUUGAAGCCGUCAGAAAAAGUUUAUUGUCUUCUGAAACACAGAACUCCACCAUGCCCUGGAGUACAACUGAAAGAAUUUUUCGUUGGAUGGAUGAGAUUCGCCGACAACUUGGAGUUGUUUACAAAGAAGACAUUUAG
Messenger RNA from Pocillopora meandrina, 2945 nucleotides. NCBI's taxonomy places the organism in Eukaryota, Metazoa, Cnidaria, Anthozoa, Scleractinia, Pocilloporidae. The record is from the annotation of a GenBank genome assembly.